AUGGCGACCAACGUGUUUGGGAAUCCAGUGACGGAUGAAACAGUGAGAUUAGUUUAUCCGAACAUCACUCAAAUCACCGCCCGCGACAGAGCAAGAGUGGCUUUGCAGUAUAUGAACGCAGAAGAGAAAGCGACGAACGGAGUCUGGGAGGCAGUGGAGCCAAUGGAAGGAGCCCAGGUGGAUGCAAAGAAGGACAAAAAGACAUUGAAAAGUGAGUUCGACGCCCUCCGGAUGAAAGAGAACGAGACGAUUGAUGAGUUUGCUGGCAAACUCAGCACCAUGAGCAGCAAGUUCUCCACUCUUAGUGUCACGCUUGAAGACUGCUCUUUGUUCCACGACCUUGAGACAAUACCAUUUGAGGAGACUAUAGGACGACUGAAGGCGUAUGAGGAACGAGCAUUACAAUUACGCGGCAAUACCAACAGCACUGAAGGUGAGCUCCUACUUACUCAUGCCACAUGGCAAAUGCGACAGAAGGAGAACAACGAGGACAUUUCGUCAGGAGGCAAGGGGCGUGGGUCUAGGAGUCUUGGUCGUGGAAAAUGGCGUGGGCAUGGGCGAGGGUGCGGUCAUGGCCGUGGUACACUGCGCCAAGAUAGUGCAAGAGGCACUAGCAGCAACGUCAGUGACACUCGUAACAAAAACCAUAAAAAGUGUUUCAAUUUUGAAAAAAUGAGGCAUUAUGCGUCUGAAUGCUACAACAAGUGUCGUGAUGAUGAGGCUCACCUCACUUGCGCCACCAAUGAAGAGCCAACACUAAUGAUGACCGUGUCUCACGAGGAGUCUCACACUAGGCAUGAGCGACAGGAUACCAUUCUACUCAGUGAAAAGAGGUUGCUACCAGAGAUCUACCGCGACGUUAAGAAAGGAGAUAAAGACGUUUGGUACCUUGACAACGGUGCCAGCAACCACAUGACUGGCCAUGAUGAGAAGUUUCAAGAGCUAGAUGAAACCAUCUCCGGGAGGGUGAGGUUUGACGAUGGAUCAGCUAUUGAGAUCAUGGAAGCUGGGAAUGAGGUGCAUAUGGAAGGAGAUACCAUGAAGGUGAUUGAUAGGAGUGGGAAGCUCUUGAUGCUGCUAUUGGGUGGGAAGAAAUUGGCGGUUGAUGUGCCACUAUUGCUCCAGCAGAACAAGCUUUGCGAGGUGUGUGUGAUCGCUAAGCAUGCAAGGCCACCAUUCCCGUGCCAAUCAAACUUUAGAGCAGAGAAGCCAUUGGAACUUCUCCAUGCUGAUAUUUGUAGGCCAAUUACACCAUGUACACUCAUCGGUAACGAGUAUUUCCUUUUGAUUGUUGAUGAUUUCACAAGGUGGAUGUGGGGGUUUGUAUUGAUAGCAAAAAAUGAUGCUUUCCAAGCAUUCAAGAAGGUCAAAUUCUUGACGGAGAACAAGACUGAACACAAGAUCAAAACACUCCGAACAGACCGGGACGACGAGUUUCUAUCCACGGAGUUCAUUCGGCUUUGUGAAAAUAAAGGAAUCGAACGACACCUCACGACUCCCUACACACCCCAACAAAAUGGUGUUGUGGAGCGCGGGAACCGCACCGUGAUGGCUAUGGUGUUGGGAGAAUGUACCCCAUUUGAAGCUUGGAAAGGGAGGAAGCCACAUCUCGCCCACUUGAGAGUAUUCGGUUGUGUUGCAUAUGUGAAAAAUACAGCCCCUCAUCUUAAGAAAAUUGAUGACAGAAGCUCACCCAUGGUAUAUUUGGGUGUCGAUAAAGGUUGCAAAGCUCAUCGUGUAUUUGAUCCAAGGCACGACAAGUUACAAAUAAGUAGAGAUGUAAUGUUUCAAGAAAAUUAUGAAUGGACAUGGAAUGCAAGUGCUAACAAGGACGAAAACUUACCGGAGUUUAUGGUGGUGGAUGCAUUCGACACCGACGAGGUGAUUGUUGCAGCAGACGUUACGUUGAGGAAGGGGCGGAACAUGUCACACCAGCUGCAACAGCCGUAG
Messenger RNA from Zingiber officinale, 1950 nucleotides. RefSeq lists its product as uncharacterized. The coding region runs from base 1 to 1950 and encodes 649 amino acids. The transcript has 7 exons. NCBI's taxonomy places the organism in Eukaryota, Viridiplantae, Streptophyta, Magnoliopsida, Zingiberales, Zingiberaceae. Gene Ontology annotation, molecular function: nucleic acid binding. The record is from RefSeq and is a predicted model, not a curated record. Gene Ontology annotation, biological process: DNA integration.